Molecule: messenger RNA, 552 nt
Organism: Armigeres subalbatus
Lineage: Eukaryota; Metazoa; Arthropoda; Insecta; Diptera; Culicidae
Product: cuticle protein CP14.6-like
Exons: 3
Coding region: 89-430 (113 amino acids)
Cellular component (GO): chitin-based extracellular matrix
Molecular function (GO): structural constituent of chitin-based larval cuticle
Source: RefSeq, a predicted model, not a curated record
CAGUCAUCUUCCGAAACGAUCAAACUUAGUGAUUUCAACCAGAUCAAUUGUGUUAAGUGUUGGCAUAGUGAGCCCAUUAUCCAAAAAAAUGAAACUUUUUGUUGGAGUACUUGCUGUUUUGGUGGCUCUUGCCCACGCCGCACCACAAGGAUCGAAAGAUGGCAGUGCACAGAUUGUUAGUCAAAAUACCGAUAUUCAACCGGAUGGAAGCUUCAACUACGCUUACGAAACUGACAACGGAAUCAAGGUCGAAGAUAAGGGAACCAUCAAACAAGUGAAGCAGGGCGAUGCGGACGUUGCCGUGUCAGUGCAGACGGGAUCCUUCCAGUACACUGCACCUGAUGGGCAGGUUAUUAGUCUCACGUUCACGGCUGAUGAAAACGGCUUCCAGCCCCAAGGAGCACAUCUUCCAGUGGCGCCUUCUUCAUAGACAAGUUUUGCGAUAAACUUACUGCCUUGUGUCACUUGCCAUAAUACUCAAAUUAUUUGAUAACACUGUAAUAUAUUAUACCAAAAAUAAAAGUGCGAAACAGUUAUGCAAUAUGUUCUGAA